GGGGGGGAGAGGGAGAGAGAGAGAGAGAGAGAAAGAGAGUGAGAGAGAGAGAGAGAGAGAGAGAGGGAGAGGGAGAGGGAGCGAGCUAUCUCUAGCUACGCCUUCUUCUAAGCUCCGGGAGCCCAGGAGAGCGCUCAUUUUAGGAUUUGGGAGAGGGGUAAAAAGAGGAAAGGCGGCCCCCGCUCUGCGCUGGCCUUGCUGCCCCGGGGAGGGAGGACUCUGGCCGGCGCCCCCCUCCUGGCGGGCGGCCCUGGGAGCCGGGGAGCGCGCGGAGCGGGCGGCGCAGGGAGCUGUCCGGUUCAGCACCACCCGUAAUGCAGUAGGUGGGAGCGCCUCCGCGGGGGCCCAGCCGGCAGCGAGUGGGGGGCAGGCGCGCGGCCCACCCUGCAGCAAGACGCCGGCUCCCUCGUUUCAAGGAGCUUUGCAGAUAGGGGGAGGGAAACCCGCCUCGAUUCUCCGGGAGAAACCCCCUCUCUCCCCCACUUCGCCAACACUACCCCCGCCACCAACAACAAUAACCGCCGCCGCUGCUCGUCCUGCUGCCGCCGCCGCCGCCGCGCCUGCCCGCCCUGCCGCCGCCGCCGCCGCCGCCGCUGCCCAGGCAAAACCAUGGCAAGCGAGACCCCCGCACCUGUGCAGCUGAGCUCAAGGGCUUACAGAAUACUGAGAAGUCUGGUCUGAAACGAAAGCGCCGAGACUCCCCAAGGAAGAGAACUGGCGAAGCAAAGGAUUUUCAUGGCGCAGGCCGCAGAGCCGAGAACGAAGACCGAAGGUUGCAUCUCGGCUCUUACAAUCUCUAACUGUCUAGGUCCCGACCAUGAGAAAUGGUGUUGAGAAUUCGGCUGUUCCCUGGUUCACUGUGGAAGCCAUCUCCAAAUUAACUAUCACAUAUGGAAACUGGAGACCAGAAUUUUAGAAAAAGAGAUUAAGGCAUCUCACUUGGGGGGGUGGGGGGUGUCUUUUUAUUUUUUUUCCUUUUUUAAAAAAAAAAAAAAACACUGCAACUGGAACAGUUUCUGAUCUCAAAAGGCAAGCCUCUUCCCGUGUGAUCUUUAUAAUUUACACUCUUUUCCGUGAGCUUUCUUACCUCCCUUUUUUUAUAACUCUCCAUAUUCUCUAUUCAUACAUAUAUCCAUUAUAUUAGUAGUGGAAUAAUUUUUAUUUUUAUUUAUUUUUUUUUGGCUUUAGUACUUGCACCCUCACACACACUCUCCCGAGAACCAGAAGUCGGUUGGGUGUUUAUAUAAUGAAGAAUUAUGGGGCUGUUUGAUCGAGGUGUUCAAAUGCUUUUAACCACCGUUGGUGCUUUCGCUGCCUUCAGCCUGAUGACCAUAGCUGUGGGAACCGACUAUUGGCUCUACUCCAGAGGGGUUUGCAAGACCAAAAGUGUCAGUGAGAAUGAAACCAGCAAAAAGAACGAGGAAGUUAUGACCCAUUCCGGAUUAUGGAGAACCUGCUGCCUAGAAGGGAAUUUCAAAGGUCUGUGCAAGCAAAUCGAUCACUUCCCAGAGGAUGCAGAUUAUGAAGCUGACACGGCAGAAUAUUUCCUCCGGGCCGUGAGGGCCUCGAGCAUUUUCCCGAUCCUGAGUGUGAUUCUGCUUUUCAUGGGUGGCCUUUGCAUCGCAGCCAGCGAGUUCUACAAAACUCGACACAACAUCAUCCUGAGUGCCGGCAUCUUCUUCGUGUCUGCAGGUCUGAGUAACAUCAUUGGCAUCAUAGUGUACAUAUCUGCCAAUGCCGGAGACCCCUCCAAGAGCGACUCCAAAAAGAAUAGUUACUCAUACGGCUGGUCCUUCUACUUCGGGGCCCUGUCCUUCAUCAUCGCCGAGAUGGUCGGGGUGCUGGCGGUGCACAUGUUUAUCGACCGGCACAAACAGCUGCGGGCCACGGCCCGCGCCACGGACUACCUCCAGGCCUCUGCCAUCACCCGCAUCCCCAGCUACCGCUACCGCUACCAGCGCCGCAGCCGCUCCAGCUCGCGCUCCACGGAGCCCUCACACUCCAGGGACGCCUCCCCCGUGGGCAUCAAGGGCUUCAACACCCUGCCGUCCACGGAGAUCUCCAUGUACACGCUCAGCAGGGACCCCCUGAAGGCCGCCACCACGCCCACCGCCACCUACAACUCCGACAGGGAUAACAGCUUCCUCCAGGUUCACAACUGUAUCCAGAAGGAGAACAAGGACUCUCUCCACUCCAACACAGCCAACCGCCGGACCACCCCCGUAUAAAGACCGCGGGCCUCGCCAGAAGACCGCGGGAGGAGGGCGCGGUCCCCGGGGGCGGGGCGGGGCGGGGGGGGGACCCAGACCAUGGGCUGGGAGACCUUCCAAAAGCAAAAACAAACAACAAAAAAACAAAAAAACAAAAAACGAAAAAACUCACACACACACACAAAAAAAGAGAAAAACAUAACAAGUAAAUUUAAAAAAAAAGAACAAAAUAUAAGAGGAACAAAGAAGCAAAACAACAGGAAAUGUGGGAAAAUAUAAACGAGGGAAGAAAAACAAACUUUAAAAAAAAAGCGAGAGGGAUAAAAAAUUAAAAAUAGAAAAUAAAUCUAAAAGAAAAUGCAUGAUUUCCCAUGUACCAUUAUUUUAACAUUUAAUAAAAAUCAAUUUAAAUGAAAAAAUAAAAGGGAACCAAGAUAACAUUAAAGCAAAAAAAAUGAGAACAGAAAGGAAAGGGGAUGUCCUUUGUAUUUUUCAGGGUUUACGUUACUUUUUUUUUUUUUUAACGCGGGGAGAGUUACUUUUCUGUUCCCUUUAACCCCCAGCGGGCCCUGCCUCCCUGGGAGAGUGGGGGGCGAGACUCAGGGGCCCUGGGGCCAGGUGAGCCUGCAGUCACUGCCAGGUCCCUGGAGCCCCUGGGUAGGUGCCCCAGGAACGCCAGGAAGGCUCAGGGCUCGAGCCGGCUCCGCCUAGCAUUGAUGGGGCAACUGUAGGCCUCCAGGUGACCGAGCCCUUGUCCCUCCUCUCCGUUAGGGUGCCUGGAGGGGGGUACACUUGGGGCUUGCCUGGCUCCAGGUUCCCAGUCCUUAAUGCUCCUUAACCCACUGUGAUGACUUCCUAGGCCUUGAGGAAAGGGAAGGAGAGGGGAGGCUGCCGGUGGCUUAUCAAGAUGCCGGAAACCCCAGAAUCCUCAGGGUGAGCCUCUUGGGGUCAUGUCCCCAAGCUCCUGUCCUUGGGGUCAGGAGAUGCCCACCCCCCGGGGGACACAGCUCUCCCUCCUCACCCCUCACCUCAGGGCCACCUGAUGACCCUGGGGCGAUGGUGGACCCCCGACUCAUAAGCCCCCCAGUCCCCUGGGAAGGGGGUUCAUUGACCCUUUGGGGGUCCUUGGACUCACUGAUGCCCCCUUGGGGCCCAGCGGGUUCAACAAUGACACUGCAAAAAGGUUUCUUUUUACAAAAGAAAAAGGAAAAACAAGUGAUUUUUUUUAAUAAAAAAACCACAGACUAUAAAUAAAUGUAAAUAUAAAAUAAGUGGAUUUACUUGCAAGAAAAUCAGAUAGUAUUUUUCUUUUAAUUCUUUUCCAGCUUUAAACUGUGAAAACAAAAAAUGGGGCGGGGUGGGGGACUUAAACUUUAGCAGGGAAAUUGUAAAGAAAAAAAACAGAAAACGAAUAUACAAAUCCAUUUACAAAAACAAAGCAAAACCGUUGUGAGAGGUGAGAGCUGGGCUUGAAGGUUGGAGGGAGUAGGGGAAGGUCCCAGUGAGCUGCAGGGGGUGUCUGUGAUGGAAAGGUGGCUUCCUCAGACCAGGAAGGUGCUGUGAAUGGGGGAAGACAGAAUCCAACAAAGAAAGAGACCACCCACCCCACACGCACACAGGCACGUUCACACACACAUACACAAUCCACUUAGCCCAGCACUGCAGUCACUCACAGGGACACACUCAGUCUCAACCCUUCCAUCCCAUACACAGCCAGGGGUGUGGCUCAAAGGAAAUUGACUCAUGCCCUCCAAAGCCAUGGACCACAACAACUCCGCACUGGCCUUUGUGUUCAUUCACGCCCUCCCAACACAGCACACACUUGAACACACACAUGCACACAUACACACACACACACACCACUCGCAUGCAUGGGAAGGGCACCCAUCUAGAAUACAGGACUGGAUUCCGGAAUUCCUUGCUGCAUGGCCUCUCUGGGCCUUAAUUUUCCCCCCGUGUAAGCAUGUGGAUUGACCCAGAUAAGUACUAAAGGCCCAUUCUUGCUCUAUGUAUCUGUGACUUAAGAUUUGCCACCUGCCCCGAGGAUAUGCCAGGGAUGACCAGGACAGCUGCCAUCAAGCCCCCAGGCUCAUCAUCAGUCAGCCUCUCAGACACACAUACACACACCAUAUACCUCCUCACUGUGCUCCCCAAACCCCUGCCCCCACAUCCAAUGUCAAAGCAAAAAUACACACAUGUGAGCAAACAUAACGCUGUUCAGGCAAAGAGUGGAAAGACGCAGGGGUCCCCAAAGCCCUUCUUCACUUUGUGUCCCCUUGCUGCGAUCAUGGAGAGUUAAGGAGGCUUCCUUGGGAGAAGAGAUCUGCCACCAGGGCUUUCCCAGUGUCUUUGGGGGUCUGUGAAAAAGAGGAUCCUCCGAGGUUUACUGGGAGGGCUCAAGGCUGAGGGAAUGGAGAGGAAAAUUUUAGCAGUUCCAUCCCAGUGUAAGGACCAACCCCAAAAGUUAAACUUGCACCACAGACUAAAGUUCAGGGGCAUCCUGUGUUUCUCCCCUUUCUUUCCCAGAGUGACAAGGGCCAGUUCAGACUGACAGAAAUCCAACAGCUUUCCUGAGCUGGAAAUUUCAGAACAGCCUGCAAGUCACUCCCAGGUGACUGAAGGUCAAGGUGAGGCGCCCUGCCUCUGCCUGCGAGUCUCCCUCGGUUUGCAUUUUUCUUGACACCGGCAUUUCCUGAGGUUGAGCUCUCUGGGGAGUUCUAGAGAAUGGCUAGCAAGGCUUUUUGAGCUUGCACAUCUCACCUGCCUUUCCUGUCUUUUGCCUGGGAAAGGAAAAUUAUUUUCCCAGGUCAGCACAGGGCAGAACAUCGGCCAGCCCACCCCAGAAGUACAGGGGGAGGUCAUGGGCCCUGGGGCAGAACGAUGGGAGACAAUUCAAGGUGUGGUAACAACAACCAGGUUGUCCUCAGUCUGGGCAGAAACUGAACUCUACCCCGCUCCCACCCCAAUCUUGCCCGCCAUCCCACUAGAUUCCAGACCUAAAGGGAUCAAGGACAAGAGCAAAGGGAGAAGGGAGAGGCCUCAAGAAAACUGCACCCAAGCGGGCACUGUCUGAAGAGAAAAACUAGCUCCAGUUCUCUGAAUUGUGGCAGAGCGUCUGGGAAAAGCGAUCAGUGCUUCUUUCCAUGGCGCAAGGCCUGGGUUCUGGGUCUGCUUGAAGAAAGCCACUGGGGUGUGGGGUGACAUUGUCAUGGCUGAGAAGGGGCUAGGGGGUCUGGAGGGAAGGAGCCAGGACCGGAACUGCAAGGGCGUUGCUUCCCAGGGUGUGGAUGAUUGCUCAUGUCCAGCUCAGACCAGUUCAAGAAACUAACCUCCAUUUAUUUUCUUGGUGAGUCCUUUUUUUUUUUUCAGACUGUUAACAGAAAAAAAAUUUUAAAAAGCAGAAAACUGAAAAAAAAAAAUCCUGGUACAUGAAAUAAAGAUUUUUUUUAUA
Symphalangus syndactylus (siamang) is the source of this 5661-nucleotide messenger RNA. It is a transcript of the gene CACNG2, whose product is annotated as calcium voltage-gated channel auxiliary subunit gamma 2. Gene Ontology annotation, biological process: postsynaptic neurotransmitter receptor diffusion trapping; calcium ion transmembrane transport; positive regulation of synaptic transmission, glutamatergic. Gene Ontology annotation, molecular function: voltage-gated calcium channel activity; channel regulator activity. Gene Ontology annotation, cellular component: postsynaptic density membrane; AMPA glutamate receptor complex; voltage-gated calcium channel complex. NCBI's taxonomy places the organism in Eukaryota, Metazoa, Chordata, Mammalia, Primates, Hylobatidae. The record is from RefSeq and is a predicted model, not a curated record.